Messenger RNA from Seriola aureovittata, 8059 nucleotides. RefSeq names its product large tumor suppressor kinase 1 (gene lats1). Gene Ontology annotation, biological process: hippo signaling; peptidyl-serine phosphorylation; regulation of organ growth. Gene Ontology annotation, molecular function: protein serine/threonine kinase activity; ATP binding. The coding region runs from base 307 to 3621 and encodes 1104 amino acids. The transcript has 8 exons. Lineage: Eukaryota; Metazoa; Chordata; Actinopteri; Carangiformes; Carangidae. The record is from RefSeq and is a predicted model, not a curated record.
GUGUUGUUUUGGAGUUUAGCUUGCGGCUGUUUUACUUGUCAUUCAGACAUCACAGGAAUUCAACACGACUAGGAACCAACCAGCUCGACACUACAAGGACAUUUGAAGUCAAAAUCGUGUCCUUGUCGCUGAGAAAGGUCGAGGAAACGUCGUUUGUCGUCAAAAUAGGACAAGUGUCGAGGGAAGCGGCAGCUACAGACACUGCAGCAUGCAGAUGUGAAGUCAGAUUCCUGCUACCCUUUGCUGCAACCCUGGACUGAGUGACAUCUUCUUCAUCCCCUUCAUAGUCAUCAUACAUGCUCUUACAUGAAGAGAGGGGAGAAACCCGAAGGAUACAGACAGAUGAGGCCCAAAACAUUCCCCGCCAGCAACUACAGUGGCAACAGCCAGCAAAUGCUGCAGGAAAUAAGGAACAGCCUGCGCAACCUGCCGAAACCUUCUGACCUACCUAAAGUGGACAUAGGUGGAGCUGGAAAAAUGCUUCCUGAGGAUCCAAGGCAGCAAGGACGCUGCAGCAACCCCAAAAACCCCUAUCAUAAGGCCUUACAGGAGAUCCGGAAAUCCCUGAUGCCUUUUGCCAACGAGCCCAACACUUCAGGCCCUGAGGUGAACAAGCACAUGUCACUGGAACCCCCAUUUGUAGGUUUCGAGGAGCCGAGCAACAGUCGCAAUGUGGGGGUGGCUAUAGACUACAGUGGUAAGUUGACCUACCAGGACUCAAUGAGGGAACAGAUGGCUGUUGCCAACCCCAACACUACAGGCCUGAAAGCCCCAGGUUCUUCCCAUAUGCAACAGUCUGUGCUGAGGAGGCCAAGCUGGAAAGGCUCUAAAGAAUCUCUGGCUCCUCGACAUGGUCCUAUCAUGGUAGAAGGAAUAAUGUACCGCUCUGACAGCCCCGGACCACCUCCUGCCUUCCCACAAGGUCACCCUGGGAACAGCCAGAGAGUCAACCCUCCACUGCCACCUCAGGUACGCAGUGUGACACCUCCACCAAACCGCGGUGCCAUGCCUCCUGCAACGUCCUGGGACAGCAACCCAUCAACCAAGCGCUACUCUGGCAACAUGGAUUACCUUGUGCCACGCAUCUCUCCGAUACCGCAGGGGGCCUGGCCUGAUGGGUACCCAGCUGCAGCACCUCAGAAUCAGCGUGGGAUCAGCCCAGUGUCUGUGGGCCACCAGCCCAUCAUAAUGCAAAGCUCUGGAGGGAGUAAGUUCACCUUCCCCUCCAGCUGGUCUCAGAAUGGCUCCCCUCAGACAGACUACAUGGCGGGGGGCAGCAGACAACCUCCUCCCCCAUACCCAGUGAACCAGAGCAGCCGGCACAGUCCCACUGAUCAGCAGAUGCAGGCAGGAGGACCUGUACCCUCUCCCUCUUACGUCAACGGUGGGAACAUCCCUCAGUCCAUGAUGGUACCCAACCGGAAUAGUCACAACCUUGACAUGUGUAACAUAGGUCCUCCUCAGUCCUGGUCCCAACCCCCUCUGGCCUCUAACCAGCCACAGUCCGCCUCUGGCAACAGCAGCAACCAGGAUCUGUCCCCGUCAUGGCAGCACAACAUCCCAGUUCGGUCUAACUCCUUCAACAACCACCAGCUGAAUGGCAGAGCGGCCCACCCAGCCAGCUCCCAGCCCUCAGCCACCACAGUCACUGCCAUCACCCAAGCUCCCAUCCUGCAGCCAGUCAAAAGCAUGCGUGUUCACAAACCUGAGUUACACACUGCAGUUGCGCCCACACACCCUCCGUGGCUGCAGCAGGCUCCACCCCCCCAAGCUGCACCUUCCUACCCAGAACCCUCAGCUCCUGUUUCUCAGAUCCCUGUAGUAGCAGAGGUACCCAGCUACCAGGGUCCCCCUCCGCCCUACCCUAAGCACCUCCUCCAGCAGACAUCUGCACCCUGUCCCCCGGCAUACGAUCCAGGUGCCAAUAAGAUCAGCUGUGGCAGAGAUGAGCCCAUGGAGGAGGAAGUCGGCGGCGGUGACAACUCCAGAGACAAGACGGCAGAAAACCCCAAAGGCACAGCGGCGACAGAGAAGGAGAAAAAGCAGAUCACGACAUCGCCCGUUCCUGUCCGCCGUAACAAGAAAGAUGAGGAGCGGAGGGGGGAGUCUGGCAGAGUCGCACUGUACUCCCCUCAGGCCUUCAAGUUCUUCAUGGAGCAACAUGUGGAGAACAUCCUAAAGAACCACCAGCAGCGGAUCAGGAGGAGGAAGCAGCUGGAAAGUGAGAUGCAAAGGGUGGGUCUGUCUUCAGAAGCCCAGGAGCAGAUGCGUAUGAUGCUCUGUCAGAAGGAGUCCAACUACAUCCGGCUAAAGCGAGCCAAGAUGGAUAAAUCCAUGUUCAAACGAAUCAAGACCCUCGGCAUUGGCGCUUUCGGUGAGGUGUGUUUGGCCAGAAAAGAGGAUACGGGAGCGCUGUACGCCAUGAAAACGCUCCGGAAGAAGGACGUGCUGCUGAGGAACCAGGUGGCCCACGUCAAGGCUGAGAGGGACAUCCUGGCUGAGGCCGACAACGAGUGGGUGGUGCGUCUCUACUACUCUUUCCAAGACAAGGACAACUUGUACUUCGUCAUGGAGUACAUCCCUGGAGGGGACAUGAUGAGCCUUCUCAUCCGGCUGGGCAUCUUCAAAGAGGAGUUGGCUCAGUUUUACAUAGCGGAGCUCACCUGCGCCGUGGAGAGCGUCCACAAGAUGGGCUUCAUCCACCGCGACAUCAAGCCUGAUAACAUCCUCAUAGACCGAGACGGACACAUAAAGCUGACCGACUUUGGCCUUUGUACUGGCUUCCGCUGGACGCAUGACUCCAAGUAUUACCAGAGUGGGGACCAUGUGAGGCAGGACAGCAUGGACUUCAGUAAGGAAUGGGAAGACCCAGCGAACUGCCGCUGCACAGACCGCCUGAAGCCCCUGGAGAGGAGGAAGGCCCGGCAGCACCAGCGCUGUCUGGCUCAUUCACUGGUGGGGACGCCCAACUACAUAGCACCAGAAGUGCUGCUCCGAACAGGAUACACGCAGCUCUGUGAUUGGUGGAGCGUCGGUGUCAUCCUUUAUGAGAUGGUCGUUGGACAGCCUCCCUUCUUAGCAACUACUCCCCUGGAGACGCAGCUGAAGGUGAUAAACUGGAAGAGCACGCUGCACAUUCCCCCGCCGGCCAAGCUCAGCCCAGAGGCUUCGGAUCUCAUCGUUAAACUGUGCCGAGGCCCCGAGGAUCGCCUUGGUAAGAACGGUACGGACGAAAUCAAAGCUCAUUCUUUCUUCAAGACCAUCGACUUCUCCAGCGACCUGAGACAGCAGGUGGCGCCCUACAUCCCCACCAUCGCCCACUCCACAGACACCUCCAACUUCGACCCCGUGGACCCGGACAAGCUGUGGAGCAGCGACAGCGACGGCGAGGACAACCACAACGACACCCUCAACGGCUGGUUCCGCAACGGCAAACACCCGGAGCACGCCUUCUACGAGUUCACCUUCCGCCGCUUCUUUGACGACAACGGCCACCCGUACAGCUGCCCCAAACCCAUCGAGUAUGAGGGCUACAACGAGGACGAGGCGGACUCAGAGGACCCGGUGCAGGAGGCGGCCGGUAGCUCUGCAGCACAGGGCCGAGACCUGGUCUACGUGUAGCACCCGGAGCCGCCUGAGCUGCUUGUACAUGAAGAGUUUGUGGAGGGUGUUUGUGUGUGUGUGUGAAGGGGGGUUGCAACGGUACAGCAUUUAAAACCUUAAACAUAGGAAAGUAUGUUUGUAGGAUGAGUCAGAACGCUCUGCAGAACAAGAUCACAUCAACACACGACACGUUGGAGGAAUGGUUUCGACACUUUGGGGGAAAAAAAACACACUACUUAGCUUUCUUGUUGAGAGAUAAAUGAGAAAAUUGGUAUUUUCUCAUACUUGUACAGUAUAUAUGAAGCUACAGCUAGCAGCUGGUUAGCUUAGCAUAAAGACUGGAAACACUACCUUUAAAGCACACACUAAUUAACUCAUUAUAUCUAGGCCUGCAGAAAAGGAUUAUUUCCCUUAUCGACAAAUCUCUUUAUCUAUAUAAUGUCACAAAUGAAUACAAAUAUUAAAAGUGGCAGUUAUAAUUUUUGUCAUGGCUCAGUGAUGUAUUCAGAAGUCUGACUUCUCUCCAAAACACUAAAGAUAUUCAGUUUCAUGUCCAUAUGACAUAAAGGCAUCAACUCCUCAUAUUUGAGAAGUUGGAAAAAAUAACAGAAAUAGUCACUUAAUUAUCAAAAUCAAUCAAUUUUCUGUCAAUGGACUUAAUCAUUGCAGCUCUGGUUAUAGCUCAUGCUUUAACACUGAACACUAGGAGGCUUUGUUACCGUAUUUCAGACGCCAUCCAGCUGAACGGUCACUCAACCUUGACAAACAGCAUCUGAAAGCACUAGGCCUCAUGUUUCUGUCCUAAUAUCACUGCAACAACAGCUGCUUAUUUCGUAACAAAACGGUACCGGAAAAUACAAAAUAGGUGAUUAUUUUUGACAUAGAACAAUAACCGUAUUAUUAUUUUUGGCUUGUGCACUUAAAAAGUCAAGUGUAGCAGAGUCUUCCUGGAGUGUCAGAGCUGCAGCCUCACAACAAGACUGGUUUCCAUCAUCUCGUCUGACCUUUGGCGAGAAAGGAAACAAGUGUUUUCCCAAAAUGUUGAAGUGUUCCUUUAAUUGUGAGAGGUACGCUGUUUGAUGUGUGGAACCGAAAGCAGGAAAAAAAUUUAAAAAAUAAAAAAAUCAGGGUGCUCUCUUUGACGACUUCUGGCGUACCCCCUUAAAGCCUUAAUUUAUUUAAGAAAGUUGUAACUGCUAGUGUAGACGCUGUUUGAGUGUGGGAAUUCUUGUUAAAUUACAUUUAUUGGUUAAAAAAAAAAAAAAUCGUCUUAAUUUAUAUUUUAAUGUCUGUUGCAAUGGGGGAUUUAGUGUUCAUAGAAAUUUGCAGGGAUAAAUUGCUCUAAUUAUUCAUUGCUGUGCCUUUUUUAUUCCUUUUUUUUUUGUUACCUUUCACCAAAUAUAAAGAGGGUUAAUAAUCAGACUGGCAUUUUAAAAUGAGAGUAGCAGUAGUGUGAUUGAACUACAGUAGGUUUUUGUUUUAUUUUUCUAAUUUAUACCUAAAAUGUAUUUAUAAAUUAAGUUGUACACAGUUGAUGUAAAUAUUUUUCUCCUCCCUGUCAGCUGAUUUUCUUUUUUUUUUUCUUAGGGCAGGCCCUCGUCAGUGUCCGCUGCUGCUGCCUUCUCUCGUUGUGUUGUAUUUCUGUCUCUCAAACACCCAAAAUCACUAAUUCAUACGACUCUAAAAUAGAUUUAAUCUCUUUUUUUUUUUUCUUUCAUUGCUGUUCACACUUCAUUUUCGUCUCUCAACCAAAGCACUGAAUAGGUGGGUUUCAAACCCACAUUUAGAAAAUAACGAUCACAAGACCAUUAAGUUAAUGUUUAAUGUGACACUACGGUAUCAACCAGAAAUGCCUUGCCCUUAGGCACCUGAUCACUUCAUUCUGUAAUACUCCACCUGGGGGGAAGCUUGAGCCCCAGUUCCUUCAAAGUAAUGUUCACAUUUCCUGUCUGUGAAAAACACUACAUCCGACUUCAAACUGGAUGGAUGGGUGGAGAGGACGGCUCUCCGUAACAAAUCACCAUGAUGAUUUUGUAACCCGCUGUACUUUUCUGUGUGUUUAGGAAAAGAUCUCUGAAUGUAGUUAUUAUGGACUUAAUGGUGACCACUGGCACUCUGCACUGGUUUUGUGUUUUCAUUGUAAGAGAGAGAAUUUUAUUUUUGUGUACAUUAUUUGCUCUGGGAGGUUUGGGAAUAGGGAAGAGGGUGAUAAAUAAAGAAUGUAAAGAACAAAACAUGUUUUACAUCCACACCAACCGUGUCGUAUUCUUAUUAGUUGUAUCAGUAUGAAGCAGCAACAGACUAUUUAUUUAUCAAAUUUUAUCUGAUGGUUAUUUCCUCAAGUAAUCGAUUGAAAUUCACAUUUCAAAAGGUAAAUAUUGUACUUUUGAGGUUAUUUCAGACUAAAUAGUGAUUCAAAUUAUCCUCACCUUUACAUGCUGCAGCAUUAAAGUGGUGUCACAUUAAUGCAUCAGUAAUUAUACAUUAAUGUGACGUGUCAUUCUGAUGGGCUACUUUUACUGAAUAUUUUUACACUACAUUACAAUGCUACUUUUACUCAAAUUAAAUAUCGGAGUACUUCUUCCACCACUACAUGAAACCAAGAAAAGCAGCAAAAAAAACCACAAUUAAGAAGCUGGAGGAUGUUGAACAAAGAAAGUUGAGCAAAAGCAGAACUCAAAACACUUAGAAAAUACCUAAUAACUUUCCCAUUGUCUGACUCAUUUAUAUAUUUUUUAUUUAAAUAUGCUUCUAUAUUGACAUAACCUACUUAAAUCAAAGCUCAGAUUUGCAUGUUUACAUAGCAGACAUUAUUUUAAAUUGCACGUGCUGAGGCCCAGAGCCUGAAGGACAGAAAAUGUACAACUGUCCAAAUACUUCUGGCCUGGACUGAAACUUCCCUGCAGUUUAUCCAAAUAUGAACAAUAAAACCUCAGAAUGAGCAGUUUUAAAUAAACACGUGAACUUCAGAAUCAGGAGAAGGAUUCAGGUUAGUGUGGUGAUAUUCAGGCCUGCUGCCACCAGAGGGCGCCACACACAGACACGAUGGGAACCAGCAAACAGGCCCAGUGACCCACUUCCAUAAGCGCCACUGUCGUAUCACUACUAAUACUAUAAAUGUCUGUACACACUGAUGUGGACAGUGCACUUUAAUGUUUUGUACCAACAACAAAUUCUAGUGUGUAAGUUUUAACUGUUAACUUAAACCAUGAAAGUUUGAAGUGUCCAUACACGUCACAAUAACAACUUGAGCGAUUUUAAUAUAAAUUUGAAAAUUUAUAAUUUCCUGUGAUUAAAGUAUAUCAAAACACAGAGCUGUGCAGACUGGAUUUGUUUUCAAGCUAACUUUUGUCUAGACAGUGCAAUGAUUUGUUGUCUUUUUUUUACCACUAUAAUUUUGCUCAUAGAUUUACCAAUUUUUCUCAUAGUUCACUUUACAUCAGAUGUUAAUGUGACCCUGCAACGUUUUUAAAACUUCCCAUUUGCUUUAAAUAAGAGCGGAGAUGUUGCAAAUCCGACAUUCAGUAGGUUUUUCACUUGAGACUCAUCUGUUCAUUUCUAAUCAGAGACAAUUAGACAUUUCUUUUUUAUUUUUUUUCCCCACUGACAAACUAAUACUGAUUUUAAAGUUUGUUUGUUUUUGCUUCCCGCCACGCAGGAUGCCACAAAACGGUUCUGAUCAUCAGGGCGGACAAACACAAGUGUGAUCAAUGACAUGAUCACUGGCUGACUCCCCAGGUUUUUGAAACACACAAGAGGAUUAACCUGGAGGGAAGGUGUCCACCAUCUUUUGAUGUGCUCUAAAAUGCAGCAAUGUAGAAGAGAGAUACUGAUGACUGACGUCUGACAGUUCAACUAAACACUGGAGCUCUGUGUUUAUACUCUGUCAACCUGAUUGUCCAUAGUGUUGCUCUAUUCUGUACAUGACAUCUAUUGCAUGUGUCCUCUUCUGGAGGUUUCUUCCAUUUUUCCUUCACCCAUUAAAAAGUUUUUUUUUUUUUAAGAUUUCCCUCAUUCAAAUUGUGUGACGUGCCUCAAGGCAAAUUUGUAAUUUGGGUUUAUUUUCACAUCAAGUUUGAAGAUCAACGUUUGAUCACAGUCACUUUUUCGACUAAAACGUCCCCUCUUCAGGUCACAAACUUCCUGCUUGUUAGAAAUGGAGUAAACACUGAGUUUUUAAAAUCCGACACCGAUGGAGACAUGAAACUACACAUCACUGAGGACAAACAAGUUAACUUAAACAAGCUUAUUUUUAAUGGAUCUGCAAAAUUGUUUGAAUUUCCAAAGAGAACUUCUGUACCUCCCGCCCACAGUUACCCAGUGGCAAACGUUACACAACGUUACAGAAACGCUUCCAACCCAAAGAAAUGUGCAUGCAGGAAGAAAAAAAAAAAAAAAAAAAAAAAAAAAAAUUCAACCCAAAUAGGGAAAAAAAAAAAAAAAAAGUAAAAUAAAA